This is a messenger RNA of Fusarium odoratissimum NRRL 54006, 4005 nucleotides long. RefSeq lists its product as uncharacterized. The transcript is spliced from 2 exons. Bases 664 to 2685 code for a protein of 673 amino acids. Gene Ontology annotation, cellular component: membrane. Gene Ontology annotation, biological process: nucleoside diphosphate catabolic process. NCBI's taxonomy places the organism in Eukaryota, Fungi, Ascomycota, Sordariomycetes, Hypocreales, Nectriaceae. Gene Ontology annotation, molecular function: nucleoside diphosphate phosphatase activity. The record is from RefSeq and is a predicted model, not a curated record.
UGUACAGACUCCAUUCCAGUGAGCCAACGGAAUCGAAGCAAUCCCCCCUGUGUUUUUGUUUUCGUCCCUUUUCCCCCUUAUCAUCUUAUCAACUGCCUUAUCUUGAAUCACCAGUUGUCCUACUGCGCCGUGCGCAAUAAUCCAAUCAAUUCGACACCAAAUCCACCUCCCGUCUCGUGUCUUCGUCGAAUCCUUGUCAAACUUCAUCCUCGCUAACCCUCUUUUGGCCUUGUUCACUUCUGCGUCCCUGUCAUUGUUGGAAUCUUGUUCUACGACUCUUGUUUGCAACUUUAUACGUCCAACUUCCACUCGCUUACGCAUCCGAAUGAUGCUCGACACUCGCUUCACCUGCUAGACCUAUUCAACGACAUCUUUUCGGGGGCCGGCCUCUAGUUUAAUAUCGUUUCAUCUUCUCGACGCUCUCGCUAUCGUCAAAGUCGAAAUAUCAUCAACUUCGUUCAAUUAGGGAUCCACCCCGUAUCGCAACAUCACGAAACGUCGCAUAACGUUAGAAACAGCUCGUCCAACGCCGAUUGCGGUAUACUUAUCAAGAAGAACAUUCGCGACGAUCAAAUAAGCUACGCCAACUCAUAUCUAAUUUGCUCCGUCUUUAUCGUCGCUGUUGCACCUGUCAGAACUGAACAACCUCAAUCUUCUACCCUAAUGGGUAAAUCAUCACAAUAUGGCGUCAUUCUUGACGCUGGUUCCUCAGGAACUCGAGUAUACAUCUACAAGUGGAAGAAUCACGCCAAAGCUGCCAAAGAUGCGUCGGCUGCCGAGCUCAAGUCUCUCCCCAAGAUCAAGCUCAAGGAAAACAAGAAGAUCCAUCCUGGAGUUUCGAGUUUUGCAGAGAAGCCUGCGCAAAUCGGUCCCGAUCAUCUGCAGCAGCUGAUCGAUAUCGCUCUCGACGAAGUCCCCGACAGCAAGAUUUCCGAGACCCCCGUUUACCUCAUGGCAACUGCCGGCAUGCGAUUGCUACCAAAGCCUCAGCAGUCGGCACUCCUCAAAUCAAUGUGCACAUACUUGCAGUCGAAUACGAAUUUCAUUCUUCCGGAUUGCGAUGCCCAUAUUCAGGUUAUCUCUGGCGAAACCGAGGGUCUGUACGGCUGGAUAGCGGCGAAUUAUUUGCUGGGCGGCUUCGAUCACCCUGAGGAGCACGACCAUGGCAAGAAUCAUCACACCUACGGCUUCCUCGAUAUGGGUGGCGCAUCUGCUCAGAUUGCCUUUGCUCCAAAUGCAACUGAAUCCGCAAAGCAUGCGGAUGAUUUGAAGAUGGUGCGCAUGCGAACACUCGACGGAUCACCAUCCGAAUACAAAGUGUUCACUGCAACUUGGCUCGGAUUUGGUGCCAAUCAGGCCCGCAGCCGUUAUGUCGAACGUCUACAAGAACACUACAACACUGACUCUACCCAGGAGCUGCCUGACCCCUGUAUGCCUAAUGGCUUGCGAACUACUCUAGACGGUGAACUUGUUGAAUCAAAGUCGGAUAAGACGGUUUUGAUUGGUACAGGAAAGUUCGACGAAUGUUUGACGGUAACCUAUCCUCUACUGGGCAAAGACAAGCCAUGCGAAGACCAGCCCUGCCUUGUCAACGGCCAGCAUGUACCCGGCAUCGACUUCGACAUCAAUCACUUCGUUGGUGUUUCGGAAUACUGGCAUACAACUCAUGGUGUCUUUGGCGGAAAACACAAGGCUUACGAUCUGGCGACAUAUCAGAACAAUGUCAUGGAAUUCUGCAGUCGCGAUUGGUCGGACAUUGAGGGUGAUCUUGAUAAACGCAAGAAAUCACCAGAAAAGAAGGCAGCCGAGGCCCGUUUGGCUUGUUUCAAGGCCUCAUGGCUGAUUAAUAUGCUCUACGACGGAAUUGGCAUCCCUCGUGUUGGUCUCGAAGGUGGUGCAGCCAACGACACCAUUAAGGACGAUGGUGAGAAGUCAUUUAACGACCCUUUCCGGCCGGUGGACACAAUCGAUGGCAUCGAAUUAAGCUGGACUUUGGGUAAAAUGGUCCUAUACGCCGCCGGACAAGUUCCUCCAUCCGGUUCCGAGCUGCCUGUCGGCUUUGGAAGCAAUGUCGAUAAGGGGAUAGCGAAGGACUUUGAGCACGCCGGUUCUUCACCUAUCGCUCCCCACACAGGGGACGAGGACGAUGAUGAUGACCUGGAAGAUCUUCUGAAGAAGCCUGGAAAGUCAACCGGUGGACUCGUCGCAUUUGUUCUGAUAAUUCUGUUGGCCGCCUAUUUGCUCCGCAAGCCUGAGCGAAGAAGAAAGAUAUUCAGCAUGGUUAGCCGGCGAAAGCGAUCAGGGAAACCAGGCCGCGGCUCCUCUCUUGUCCACAAGCUCUUCGGACGAAACUCGGGGCCAUCUUAUGAGAGAGUAAUGGAGGAGGGUGACUUCUCUGAUUUUGAGUUGGGCGAUGUUGAUUCGGAUGAACACGAUCAUUCGGACAGCAGUAGUAAUGGCUCGCGAAAGGGACGAACAUCGGGUCUAGCAACACCUAGUAUCUCUGCAGGCCGCGCGGACGAACUCACUCGCCCUCCGUCAGCAAUGGAUCGUGCCGGGCUUGUAGUGCGGACUGAAAGUCGAGAACGGCUAUCGCCCUCACUAUUGAGUGCUGGCCGAAAAAGCCGCAACGGCAGCCCAACUCGUGCGAAGAGUCCAUUCAUGUCGCCUGUGCGGGAAGAUUGAGCGCUUCAAUAUGAUUCAUGGGGACGUAUUAAUGCGAAAUUUAUAUAUAUCUGGUAUUUUUUAGGGGUCAACAUCACGGCGUCGGGGAGUUUGUGGGAACUGGAGGAGCAUUAAAGACAUGGCGUUCAAAAGAACGCAUAUACCAUAAAACAGAGUCGUGGCAGUUGUUGAUCUGUUGGUUGAGUUUGGCGACGAAAUUGGAGUCUCUCUUGGAUAUCACACUACGUUAUUUGUUUGGAGCUUCUGGGAGUGUUUCACAACGAUGUUUCUCGGUAGGGGCGUCCGCUCAGUUGUGCGAAUUGGUAUUCAAUUAAUCGAUCUUGUCAGUCGCUCAAAGCAGGUACUUUUGUCUGUUGCUUUUUUGCUAUAAUCCCCCCCCCCCCUGAUGCCAUGCCAGACUCGCCUUUUCGCCAUUGAAGAUAUUCCCUGCCCGAAUGUUAUACACCUUGAGGCUUUGAUCAGGCAUUUCCAGAUACGCAUAAGCCAACACUAAUCUGACUGCUUCUCCAGGAAACUAGGAUCUGCCCGAACUCUUGAUUCAAACUUGCGCCACCAGUUUUCAAAGGCUUUGAGCGGCACAACCUCAACACCACCAGGUCCUGCUGUACCGCUAAAGCUUGAUAGAAAGUUGAAUGCGUUUUGGAUGAUGCGUUGUGCGAGUAUGGCCGUACUGGGCUGGCCGCCUGACGAGUUGCCAGACUUAGUGGCAGCGAGCUCUUGCAAGCGCUGGCCAACAGACUCUUCUGACUCCACUGAUACACCAAUUACUAAAUCGCUGGCCUCUCCUCCACCGCUGACCUUGAACAUCGCGCUCUCCUUUCCAGGGCCUAUACCUCCAAGGAAGCGGAAGUUGGGUGUGCUGCCUGACUGAGCUGCUGCUGCGACAUCGGCGGCUGUUGCUAGGUAGAUUGCUGCGGCAGUGUUCGGUGGGAGACUUAUGCCUGGUAGCAUAAAGACAACAAUAUGUGAGAAGUGUUUUGUGGUGGGGAGAGCGUAGAGUAGUGAGGUUGGAGAGGGGGUUGAAGAAGGUUCUGUGAUGAGUGGUUGGCCCGCAGGGACGAUGCCAAAGAGUGGGCUUGACAUGAUGAUACUAAAAUCGAGAUGAGUAAGAUAUAUUCAAUCGUAAGAUCAUAUGAUAAAGAAAUAUUUGAUUCUAACCAGGGAUGGGAGGGGAAGGCUGUGGUGAGUCCUUUGUUUAAUAAGGGUCCAGGCUAUUCUUUGUCGUGUUUCGCUGGUAGUCUAGUGUGAAACGAUUGGUGGGUGUUUCGAGGGUAAUCUAGAAACAAGUGGAAUUCUGGUAGCAAUCUGAUCAGCAGUGAC